Molecule: messenger RNA, 3726 nt
Organism: Elgaria multicarinata webbii
Lineage: Eukaryota; Metazoa; Chordata; Lepidosauria; Squamata; Anguidae
Gene: CALU
Product: calumenin
Exons: 7
Coding region: 85-1038 (317 amino acids)
Cellular component (GO): endoplasmic reticulum
Molecular function (GO): calcium ion binding
Source: RefSeq, a predicted model, not a curated record
GCGGCUCCUCCCCUUUCCCGUCCUCCUUGGUUCUCCCGGCUGCUGCUGCUUCUACCGCCGUUGUCGUGGACGGACAUCAUCGCCAUGGUUGUGGCUGUUCGACAAGUGGUCUGGUACCUCUCCCUGUGGGCUCUUUGUGUCCUGAGCAAACCCACUGAGAAGAAGGAUCGCAUCCACCAUGACUCUCAGCUAAGCGACAAGGUCCAUGAUGAUGCACAGAACUUUGACUAUGACCAUGAUGCCUUUCUGGGUGCUGAGGAAGCCAAGACCUUCGACCAGCUGACGCCAGAAGAGAGCAAGGAGAGGCUGGGAAUGAUUGUAAAUAAAAUAGACGCGGAUAAGGAUGGGGUUGUGACCGAGGGGGAACUCAAGGACUGGAUUAAGAAGGCGCAGAAGAAGUACGUGUAUGACAAUGUAGCGCACCAAUGGCAGGAGUAUGACAUGAACCAAGAUGGCUUAAUCUCCUGGGAUGAGUACAGGAACGUGACCUAUGGCACUUACCUGGAUGACCCCGAUCCCGACGACGGCUUUAAUUACAAACAGAUGAUGGUGAGAGAUGAGCGGAGGUUCAAAAUGGCCGAUAAGGAUGGCGACCUGAUUGCUACCAAGGAGGAGUUCACUGCCUUCUUACAUCCUGAAGAAUAUGACUACAUGAAGGACAUUGUCGUGCAGGAAACCAUGGAGGACAUUGACAAGAACGGGGAUGGCUUCAUUGACUUGGAGGAAUACAUAGGUGACAUGUACAGCCAAGACGGAGAUGCUGAAGAACCGGAGUGGGUGAAGACAGAGCGAGACCAGUUUGUAGAGUUCAGGGACAAGAACCGCGAUGGGAAGAUGGAUAAGGAGGAGACCAAAGACUGGAUCCUCCCCUCAGACUACGAUCACGCGGAGGCAGAAGCACGGCACCUGGUUUAUGAGUCGGAUCAGAACAAGGAUGGCAAACUCACCAAAGAAGAAAUCGUGGACAAGUACGACCUGUUUGUGGGCAGCCAGGCGACAGACUUUGGCGAAGCGUUAGUACGACACGAUGAGUUCUAAGCCUCAGAACCCUCUUUCUUAAGAAAAGAAAAAAAGAAAAUAGUAAUUAUUUUUUACGGUUUCUGGAGUAACAAAAACUCUCACUACCAAGACUGGCAUUUUCAAGCAACAACGUGGAAAAACCCGACAACCUCCCGUCCUCGCUUUAUUUCUUGUUCCCAGAGGGAUGGGAGCUCAGUGUUCUGAAAAGCAACUUUCAGUUUGCAACGGGUGGGUUUUACUGUUUUAUAGAUUUGCAUGUUGUUUUACGUCUAACAAGUUCUGUUUAUUUUUGUAUUAUUUCUGUUCCGCGUGAGAUGAAGAAGGCAUAUCCUGGAACGUUAAGCCCCAGAGCAGCACUAGCUCUCCCCUCAUGCGACCCCCCCUCCCCCUUUUGGGCGCCUUUGCGUUUAGCCGCAAAAUGCCAGAGAACAAGGAGGGCCGAGGAAACGUAAAGGCCGCUGUGCCUUGAGGUUUUGUUCUUCGCCUUCAGCCUAGCCUGUGGAGCCCAGCAGAGCCCAGCUUCUAGUUCCAAUCCUAGCCUGUUCUUGUCCACCUUUUCAGUGCAGGCGAUUCCUCCAGCAUCCACCUCCCAGCUCUGAAUAGUCAGGAACGUUUGGCCAAGGCUGCGUGUUUGGGAGCCUUUAACAACAGGAGAGACGGCAUCUGCUUCUCCCCCGAACAUUCAUUCUUGGGGCUUCUGCUGCCCUUGUAGUCAACUGCAUUAAGCCCCCCCUGCAAAUGGCAUCUGUUCUAGAAGUGUGCAGGAACGGGCGUGGUUUGGCCAGUGCUGCUGCAGCCCUCUGUUCAGGGCAUUUCCCCUGGAUCUUCGCGUGUCAGGAAAGCCAAAGGCCUUCGCCGUUCCUUCUCCAGAUUAACAAUGCUGCUCAUAACCUGUAGUUUGAAACCGGGAGAAUGAGGUGGAUUUGGGACGAUGUCCUUGAAACAGCAAGCGCCUGACCUACACCUGGUUCCUCAAGACACUAGACAGUGGCCAGGUGCUGUGUGGGUGCUGAGGACCAGCAGAAUAGCAGGGGCAGUUAAACACACCCAGACAUCCUGCAUUUUUGAAGUGCCUUGAUCUUUAAAAAACCAAAUAGGUUUCCCAGUUGACGGGGAAUUUUCCCAGUGCAAAAACUUGCAUCUAAACUAACGUGGAGAGCUGCUUUUCCUGGAGGCAUAUCUGGUUGAUUCAGCAGCAGUUCAGUAUUAAGUUCCUGCUCUCUUGGUGGGUUUAAGCCCCCAGCUGCCUAGUCUGUCAGGGACGGCCUUAUCCUUACCUCAAAAGUCCAAUCACGCCCCCUCCUGCUCCUGGGUACCAGGAUGUCAUGGCGCAGGUUCUGACUUCAUCCUGUAACUCCCUUAUUUGAGGGCCAAAUACCCUGGAUUGCAGCUCCCAUCAAUUUUCCAUUUUUAGUGCCAGUUUGCAUAACCAUUGGGUUGCUUUUGCCUUGUUGCUGGGCUGACAAGGUGGGUGUCAAAUGUGGAACUGAGCUAAACCAGGGGUUCUGUGUGCAGCUCUUCGGCUUCAACCCACCAGGAACGUGAUCAGUAUUUCUGUUUCUAUCUCAGCAAAGGCUUUGGUGUGAGCUGUUUCCUGGGGAUUAUUCCUUUGAGGUGCCUCUCUGUGUUGGCCCCUUGAACACUAAAAGCCAGCCCCUCCCUCUGGCCCACUAACCUUUAAUAAUCAUGAGUUGUUUGGUAAGAAUUUCUGUUUCCUUUGAACCGUGAUGACUUCAAGGAUUGAAUGCUUGUAACACUAUCUAUCCCUGUUAAUUUCAUAAAAACUUUUUUUUUUAAAGUAACUUGAUAACAAUGAAUAGGAAAGACACUUUUAUAAAUACAAACCGAGCACUCUGUCCAGGAUUUCUGAAGAUUUGUGUGUAGUGCAGAUGUUAGCAGUCCUGAGCAUGGCUUUAUGUUGGGCUGCAAAACAGCCGAAUGUACCGGUUUCAGUAAAGUUUCUUCCAGGAAGGGAAACGCACGCUGGUGGAACGAGGAGCCCACCAACGGGGAGGCCUCCAAACAGUAGAUGCCAGCCCCCAGAGAAUUUUGGAAGGUCAGGGGGAGGAGAAGUGAACUCAUAGGGGGCUGGUGCCCCUGGCUUCCAUUACUUUAUGAACACUAAAGGCAUGUCUGCAAUGCAAGCGUCUUCCCACAUGCCCAUUUUGCACUCCUAAGCAAGAGCACCAUAUCCACAUUCAGCCUGCACUGGUCUCCAGCUUAUCUGAACUGCGGAGGGUGGGGUGAGGAGGCGUUUGUGAUCUGGGGCAGCCCCUCUGCAUGCGUAUGGCUGCUACCGGUGGAGGUGCGUUUGGGAGCCUCCAUCCACGGUUCUGCUUUUUAACACUGGUGAGCCAAAGUUUCAGCCCGCUGUCGUGCUGUGCAGGUAUGCGUGAAAACCAUCCCGCUGCGGGGAAAAAAAUCAGAGUUGAUUGCCGGUGGAGAGUUCUGUCUGGAUCGGGACAUCCUGCAGUGUCCAUCUGACUUCCCCCCCCAUAGCCUGGUGUGUUCCUUCUUUGCACAAUCUUCUAAUUAUUAAAACGGAUAUAAAGCUGGUGGUGAAAGAAACUGAAUCACAUGGCCCACCGUUUUUAGGAGGGUUUUUUUUGUGUGUGUGUGUGUGUGUGUGUGUGGAGCGGAAAUGGAGUUUUAUAUAACGUACAACAUACAGAGAAAACGGUGUCUUAAUAAAACUGUUUACAUCCC